Messenger RNA from Pedinophyceae sp. YPF-701, 1215 nucleotides. Lineage: Eukaryota; Viridiplantae; Chlorophyta; Pedinophyceae. The record is from the annotation of a GenBank genome assembly.
AUGUCGAGCGGGGUCUUUCAACCGGUCGGACAGAAGCGACUGACCAAUGUCGCCAUCGUUAGAAUGAAGAAGGGCGGCAAGCGCUUCGAAGUCGCGUGCUACAAGAACAAGGUCCUGAACUGGAGGUCGGGGGUCGAGAGGGAUCUCGACGAGGUCCUGCAGUCGGAGUCGGUCUUCCAGAACGUCUCGAAGGGCGUGCUGGCGAAGAAGGAGGACCUGGAGAGGGUGUUCGGCACCACCGACUCCCGCGCGGUCUGCCUCAUCAUCCUCGAGAAGGGUCAGCUGCAGGUGUCCGAGGGCGAGCGCAAGGUCGAGAUCGGGACGCUGUUCAAGGACGUGUGCAGCGUCCUCGUCGACAAGACCAUCAACCCCACCACGGGCAAGCCGUACACGCACACGAUGAUUGAGCGCGCGCUGAAGGAGAUUGGGUUCGCAGUGGACGUCACGAAGCCCGCGAAGCCGCAGGCGCUGGCCGUGCUGCCGCGGCUGCAGACCACGAUGCCGAUCGUGCGCGCGCAGAUGCGCAUCGCGAUCGACGUGCCCGAGGACUGCGAGAAGCCGCUCCGAGACAUGAUUUCCCAAAUGGCGGGGCACCUGGAACACUGGGACCUGCCGCAGGGCCGGUUCCGGGCCACGUUCCUCGUCGAGCCUGCGCGCCUGCGUGACAUCAACGACGCCGUCUCGUCCUUCGCGGGCAAGAAGUGGGCCGUCGACAUCCUGUCCCGCAACGCGGCGGCGCCGACGGCCACGGCGGCGCAGGCCCCCUCGGCGGCCAACCCGCUCGACGGGGCGACGGACGUGCAGGCGGCGACGGAAGAAGCGGAGCGGCAUCGACAAGCGCAGGACCAGGUGGCGCGGAUGCAGGCCCGCCAGCACGCGGCGCGCUCCGGCUUCGCGGCGCCCAUGCCGCAGCGCGCCGCGUCGGACCGCGCGGCCCGCGGACGGAGGCCCGCUGCGCAGGCUCUCGCGGGCGACGUGGUGUACAGGGGGGCGGUGCAGGGUCUGCCGGAGGAGUUUGAGUCGCGGAAGGAGAGGUUUGCGGAGCUGGACAGACUGCAGGGGGGCUGGGAGGUGGAGCUGCGGCGGAGGGACGGGGGCGUGGUGGACGCGGUCUUCUACGAGCCGGGAGGGGGCCUCGUGGGGACGUUCGCGGACGCGCGGAGGCAGGCGCUCAAGGCCAGCAAGGCCGCGCAGGCGGAGGCGGCCGGCGCGUGA